AUGAGGGGCCGCACCGGACUUGGGGCGCUGCUCCGGCAGUCGUCUAGAUCCCAAGGCACUUGGCGGUCGUUCUCUUCGAAUUCUGCGCGUCUCUCCACAAAGCUAGGCGGCGUUGGUGCGCGGCAGGAAGGCGCAAGCAGCUCAUGGUCAACACGAGGCGUGCUGGCCGUGGCCGGAACCGCUGGUGUCCUUGGCUGGGGCAUUGCGCAAGUGUCGAAGAAUGGCGAGGUGAAUGGCAAGCCCGCCAAGGUACAAAAGCCUCGCUAUGCGACUGUCAAGGAGAUGGAAAAGGCCAUCCAGAAGAUAGCCGUCGAGUUGGGGGACGAGGACAUUAUCUCAACUGAUCCAGAGGACCUGCACCGCCAUGGGUACUCGGAAUGGUCGACAGUGAACCCCGACACGCUGCCUGUGGCCGUAGCGUAUCCUCACACCACGGAGCAAGUGUCCACGAUUGCCAGGAUCUGUCAUGAGCACCGCAUCCCCAUCAUCCCCUACUCGGGUGGCACGAGCCUUGAGGGCAACUUCACGGCACCGUAUGGCGGCGUCAGUGUCGAUUUUGCGUUUAUGGACAAGAUUGUCGAGUUUAACAAGGACGACAUGGAUGUUGUGGUACAGCCAAGCAUAGGCUGGCAGGAUCUGAACCAGCAGCUGGCGGACAUGGAUAGUGGACUCUUCUUUCCCGUGGACCCUGGACCGACGGCCAAGAUUGGCGGCAUGAUUGGCACCAACUGCUCGGGAACCAACGCUGUGCGCUAUGGCACCAUGAAGGAUUGGGUUAUCAAUUUGACGGUCGUGCUCGCUGAUGGGCGGGUCAUCAAGACUCGUCGCAGGCCACGCAAGUGUUCUGCCGGCUACAACCUCAACAGUCUGUUUGUCGGUUCCGAGGGUACUCUGGGCUUAGUGACAGAGGCGACCCUCAAGCUCGCCAUUGUGCCCGAGGACUAUGCUGUCGCGGUCGUCAGCUUUCCGUCCAUUCGCGACGCUGCGUCAGCUGCUGCCGGUGUGAUGCAAGCUGGCGUACCCGUUGCUGCAAUGGAGGUGAUGGACGAGGUGCAGAUGAUGGUGAUCAACAAGAGCGGUGCCACAGCGCCCCUGACAUGGGAUGAGCUGCCCACGCUCUUCUUCAAGUUCUCGGGCACAAAGGCUGCCGUAAAGGAACACAUCUCUCUUGUCGACACCAUCACAAAAUCCAACAAGGGUGGCAACUUUCAGUUCGCAAAGGAUGCGGCGGAGCAGAAGCUUCUCUGGUCAGCCCGGAAGGAGUCUCUCUGGUCCAUGCUGUCUCUGAGGCAGGGCGACGAGGACGUCUGGAGCACGGAUGUCGCAGUGCCCUUUAGCCGUCUCGCCGACAUCAUCGAGGUGAGCAAGAAGGAGAUGGACGACCUCGGCCUUUUCGCCAGCAUCCUCGGUCAUAUUGGCGAUGGCAACUUUCACGAGAGCAUCAUGUACAACAAGAAGGACCCCGCGGAGCGCGCCAAAGUCGAGGCCUGCGUCAAGAACAUGGUGAAGCGCGCGCUCAACAUGGAAGGCACGUGUACUGGCGAGCAUGGCAUUGGCUGGGGCAAAAAGGAGUCCCUCUUUUGGGAAGUCGGGCCGGAGGUGCUCAGCGUCAUGGGGGCGAUCAAGAGCGCCCUCGAUCCUCUCUGGCUGAUGAAUCCGGGCAAGAUCAUGGACGUCCCUGGGAUGGAGAACAAAUACAACCGCAACCAUGGCGUCAUGCCUGUUCGUGCGACGGCCAAGUCCGCUGGUAUCGAGGGUCCCCUGGUGGAGGAGGAGCUCAAGGAACAGCUGGUCGAGGUCCAUGGCGGGACUGCGGUUGCCUCCUCUUCUUCGCUCAAGACUGUUCUCUCGUCAAAUCCCUACAUUGCCUUGUACACUACCCCAGCGUAUCCUCUCAUACUACCAAUACAGCAUGUAGGCUCUAUGCCGUGGCAGAAAUGGCCCAGUCUCACCCUCGAACUCACGAGGCUGCCCAAGAACACCGAGACCCGCCAUCUCUGGAAGUGGUUCAGCCGGGAGGGCAACAUUGUUCAUCUGCAGGUAAUGCAGCAAGACGAGCGUCGCUCCAGCAGCCGUGCCCCCGAGGCCAGCGUCCGCUUCGAGCCUCCACCAUCGAGAAACUUUUGGAACAACGGGGAGUAUACCGUCACACAUCCUCAAGAGAACACGGCUGUCAGGAUCAAGAUUCUCCCUCCUCGUCAAGAUGCACAGCAAUGGUCGUAUGGUCCCUUCAGCCUCGAUACAGCAGGCAAUAUUAUCAGAAUGACGGGCGCACUUGGCCAUCAACACCCAAUGCUUAUUGCGCUCAAGCCGACGGGCAUAGACUUUGGUGUCAUGACGGGUCCAAACACUAUGAACGCCAUGAAGCGAGCUACACCGAUGGAAGAGGAGCCUCUAGUCCUUGAGCUCGACACUCGACACAGAAAGCUGUGCAUACAGUUUCCGCACAAGGCACGAUUUCGGCACCAGAGCAGGAAUACUCCCAAUGGACCAAUAAUCUUCCGCGUCGAAGUGAACUUGGCCCAGAUCAAGACAGCGUAUCAGCUCAGAGACCCGAAUGGGAUGUCAACAUCACUUGUUCUGCCUCUGACCCAGCCUCCACAGUACUUUUGGAGAAAUGACGACCUGGGAAUCACGAUGGCAGAUGCAGGUGAGUGUCGUUGGGGGAGACAGGACAUCUGGUACCGCGCAACCCACAUUGCUGGAGACAUGACCAUCAACAAUCGGUACCCUAUCUCUGUCAAUGAGGCCAUCCCAGAUUCCGAACACAUUGACAUUGGUCGGUGGACUUGUUUUCGUUUUGUGCUUGACACAAACGAUGCCACCAAUCAGUUGACGAGGCAGUUCAAGUCAGUCUUGGAAGACUUCAACGUCCAGUAUGUCGAGCACUUGGAUCUCGAGGUCAAGUCCGGCCUCAAAGCCCCCAUGUGGGCGCAGGUAGAUCAUCCACCCUCCCGCGCAGCAGCCUCACACAGCGAAGCGCUGGCGUCCCUCGGCAUGCAGCACGUUUUCGAUAUUGACUUUGCCGUUCGUUACCAGCUCGAAGUGUGUAUCUCCAAAGGCCUCAUCAGCGACCACAACAUCACUGAGGAGUUCCUCCAGAAGCUCUCCAUUCAGUAUAGAAGCCCAGACGAGUCACCAAACUGUGACCCCAGCAGAGCAAGGCAACGUCUGGAAUGGCUCGUUGACCAGAACAUCCGUUUAGAGGACCCCAUGACGAUCUUCACCAACCCAGACGCAGGAGCCUUCUACACCAGCAAUAGACUGCCUCACUAUUGCACGCUGGUUCGCAAAGCCGUCGUAACUCCCACCACAAUUCAUUUCAGCACGCCCGUCGCCGAAACAUCGAAUCGGGUCAUGCGCAAGUAUGACCUUAUCCAGGAUCGCUUUCUGCGCGUGCAAUUUCUGGAUGAGGGCGAGCAGGGCAGGAUAGGCAUUUACAGGCCACAGAACAAGGCCCUGUACACUCGGCUGGAACGCACCCUGUACCAGGGUGUUCAGAUCGGCGAUCGUCGCUACGAGUUCCUGGCGUUCGGAAGCUCCCAGCUUCGAGAGUGUGGCGCCUACUUCUUCUGCCCCACGGAGAGCGUUUCGUGCGACGAUAUCCGGAGAUGGAUGGGUAGUUUUGACCACAUCAAGAUCGUUGCUAAAUACGCCGCGAGGCUAGGCCAGUGCUUUUCGACAACCAGAGAGAUCAAGGGAAUUCAAGUCCCACAUAUCGUCCGCGUUCCUGACAUUGAAAGAAAUGGCUACUGCUUCAGCGAUGGUGUCGGUAUCAUCUCGCCUUUCCUGGCUCGCCUGAUUGUCCAGGAGGUGGAUAUGGACGCCAUGUCUGCCAAUUGUUCGGCUUUCCAAUUUCGUAUGGGGGGCUGCAAGGGUGUGCUCACCGUCUGGCCCGAAGCAAAGGGGAUGGAAGUGCACAUACGCAACUCGCAGGAGAAGUUUACCACCAGCUUCCACGGCCUCGAAAUCAUCCGCUGCGCCAGAUUAGCGACUGCCACCUUGAAUCGACAGACGAUUUCGAUACUGGAGUGUCUUGGUGUGCCGACGGGGGCUUUCAUGAACCUUCUUGAUGAUCAAAUGCGGAAGUUCGAGGCAGCUCUGGGUGACAAGCAAGAGAACAAGCAGCAGGCGCUCAGUCUUUUGACGCAGUUUGUCGAUGAGAACCAGACCACUCUGAUCAUGGCUGAGUUCCUGAAGUCAGAUUUCAUCGGCGAUGGUAUCCGAGAGCCGUUCGUGGCCAGCAUCCUAAACCUGUGGAGGGCCUGGUCUUUGAAGCUUCUCAAGGAAAAGGCCCGUAUCCAUGUGCCACAGAGCGCAUUCGUUCUUGGCUGCCUCGAUGAGACAGGUACGCUGCGCGGGCAUCGAACUGCUUGGGAGAAACCGUUCGUGAAGCAACAAGCAAGGUCGUACCCGAAGCAGGAGCGCACCCAGCUCCCCGAGAUUUUCCUGCAGCUGUCUGACCCAAAGGUCCGUAACAAGUCGACGGUUGUGGAAGGAAUCUGCAUCGUGGGCCGGAAUCCAUCCCUGCACCCGGGAGAUAUUAGAGUUGUGCGAGCUGUAAAUGUAGAGAAGCUGCAGCAUCUCCGAGACGUGGUGGUCUUUCCCAGCACCGGCGAUCGACCACUGCCCAACAUGCUGUCUGGAGGAGACCUUGACGGAGACGACUACUUUGUCAUCUGGGACCAGUCUUUAAUUCCCAAAGAAUGGCAUGCCAUCCCGAUGAGCUUCGAAACUUCAGAGCCCAAGGUGGAAGACAAGGUGACCGUGGACGAUCUUCGCGACUUUUUCGUUUCUUACAUCCAGAACGAUGUUCUACCUCUAGUGGCAGUGGCUCAUCUCGGCCAGUCUGAUGCGCAAAAGGAAGGGCCCAAGAGUGCGAGAUGCCUAAGUCUCGCCGAGAAACAUUCGUUGGCUGUGGACUUUCCCAAAACCGGCGUGCCUGUCGGAUGGAGCACGGAACUUCAACCCAAGCAGUGGCCACAUUUCAUGGAGAAGAAGAGUCGAUAUCAAUCGCAGAAAACCCUGGGAAAGAUUUACGACAAGGUACAGGCGCAUGCUGUCCACUUCCAGCCAGAUUGGGAAGACGAUUUUGACCGGAGGAUCUUGGGUCGUUACGAAUUCGAGGAAGAGACCCUCGACGCAGCGCGCAACGUCAAGAAGCAGUAUGACACAGCAGUUCACCGCGUGUUGGCUCAGCACAAGGUCAAGACAGAAUUCGAGCUGUGGACCGGUUUUGCCAUGUCGAGGCCGGUGAUCGGCAGCGACUACAAGCGCCAGGAGCACCUCGGGAAAGAGUACGACACGUUGCGACACAGGUUUCGGGACAUGUGCUACACCGCGGCUGGUGGGCAUGGUCCCGAGAAGAUUGAUCCCUUUGUGGCUGCCAUGUACAAGGUGACGGAGAUGGAGCUCAAGCAGACUCUGGAGAAACACCGCGAGAGCAUGAGUGAUGACUUGGCGAACGGUACGCUGCUUGUCAACACCAUGGACGCCAGUGCGAUACCUUUGGUGACAUUCCCAUGGAUCUUCCCUCAAGUCAUGAUCCGCAUCGCGCAGGGAACCGCCAAGUCGAAAAUGCAUAGCAAGGCUGGCACGCACAGGGAAACUCAACAGCCAGUGUACAAGGAAGGCAACACAAAGGCUGGCAGAGGACGAUCAAAGACCGAAGCGGACGACGAGUGCAAGCCUUCUGAGGCGUUGGAGAUUGCAGCCGGACAUGUAGACGUCAAGCCGUCUGUCAUACUCCCGCCUCCUGGUCCGGGAGUGGUCGACAUGAACGGAGAUAUGCCUUCCAGCAACACCGCUGCGAAUAGCGACGAAGAUAGCAGCUCAGCUCACAAGGGGAAGGCCAUGUCCGCAUACACGACAAGCGCUUCGUACACUGUCGACAGUUGGCAUGACGCAAUGAACGGUGAGGCCAGUCCAUCCGACAGUGGAUCUAACAGCGAGGCUGAGUGCGAGGACGGAAAGGCAUCGGCGAUGGACAAGCUUGUUGUGAUGGGGAACGGUAGUUGA
Molecule: messenger RNA, 6018 nt
Organism: Emericellopsis cladophorae
Lineage: Eukaryota; Fungi; Ascomycota; Sordariomycetes; Hypocreales; Bionectriaceae
Product: RNA-directed RNA polymerase (Sad-1)
Exons: 5
Coding region: 1-6018 (2005 amino acids)
Biological process (GO): siRNA processing
Cellular component (GO): nuclear RNA-directed RNA polymerase complex
Molecular function (GO): RNA-directed RNA polymerase activity; FAD binding
Source: RefSeq, a predicted model, not a curated record